This is a messenger RNA of Dreissena polymorpha, 2008 nucleotides long. Its product is annotated as polypeptide N-acetylgalactosaminyltransferase 13-like. The transcript is spliced from 10 exons. NCBI's taxonomy places the organism in Eukaryota, Metazoa, Mollusca, Bivalvia, Myida, Dreissenidae. Gene Ontology annotation, cellular component: Golgi apparatus. The record is from RefSeq and is a predicted model, not a curated record. The coding region runs from base 23 to 1801 and encodes 592 amino acids.
GGCCUUUCGGUACCUAUUCGCCAUGUUUGUUCUCAUCUUCGUGUUUGUUUCUAACCAGUUACAUUUGUUCAAAGACAGACAAUUGCUUGACUUGUGUGACUGUAAACCACACUCUUCCAACAAGUAUAUGCAGACUCGCUUAUCCUUUUUACCAAAUGAAAACGCACACAAAUUAGUAAAAGCCACUUAUGAUUGUGUUCAUCAGUUGACGUGGUCAGAAUAUCAAAAGAACUCUUCCGCCAAAACGGGAAAUGUCCUGAUAGACAAGUACGGCAAGAAUGACUUAAAUCGGCCCGGUGAGAACGGAACGGGUGUGCACCUUGUUGGAAAGGAGAAUGAGCAAGCCAACCAGCUUGUUGAAAAGUUAAACAUAAACGUUUUAGCCAGCGACAAAAUACCUCUCAACCGUAUGGUCCCGGACUCAAGAUUUGAUGGCUGCCGGUCAGUCACGUACGAGAACGAUCUUCCUACAGCCAGCAUCAUCAUUCCCUUCUUCGACGAGUGGCCGUCAAUCUUGCUGCGUACCAUAUACAGCAUUGUGAACCGGACACCGCGCAAACUGCUCAAAGAAAUCAUCCUUGUCGAUGAUGGGAGUCAGAUGAAGGAGUUGAAGUCCAAGUUAGAUGCCUAUCUAGAAUCUCAUUUUCCCGUGGGCCUGGUGAAAAUGAUCCGUGUUCCCAAUCGUCUGGGUCUCAUCCAAGCAAGACUGAUGGGGUACAGGAAUUCAACGGGUGACAUCAUCAUAUUUUUUGACAGCCACAUGGAGGUCAAUAUUGAUUGGCUGCAACCUCUUCUGACGGAAGUGAAGCACAACCGCAAGACCAUUGCCAUGGCAACCCUUGACUACAUACAGAAGGAUACCAUGGCUUACACGUACUACAAAGAUUAUAUGAUCAGAUACGGUUUCAACUGGCGGCUUGUCUUCUACGAGGAAUUUUUCCGGAAUGACCAAGUUGGCCCAAAACCGGAGUCUACCAGACCAGGUACGGUGAUGGUGGGUGCUGCCUAUGCCAUUGAUCGACAGUUCUUCCAGGAGAUAGGGGAAUAUGACGAGGGGAUGAAGGUGUGGGGAGGGGAGAACCUGGAAAUGUCUUGGAGGAUCUGGUUGUGUGGCGGCCGCCUGGUUCACACUCCGUGCUCGCACAUAGGUCAUGUGGCGCGCUAUCAGCCGUACAACUUCCCCGGGGGUCGGGUGCAGAUUGAACAGUAUAACUACAAGCGAGCGAUUGAGGUGUGGAUGGAGGAUGAACACAAGCAGAUCAUCUACAACUCCUUUCCAGAUAUGAUGACCCUUGACGUGGGAGAUCUAUCGGCAAGACGGGCGCUGAGAGCGAGGCUGCAGUGCAAACCUUUCUCCUGGUUCAUGGAAAAUAUAUGGCCGGAAUUAUUUUCUCUUAAUCGGAACGUGUUGGCAUGGGGCUCGGCGAGAAAUCUGAAUACGAGCAAAUGUCUGGACAACAACAACUACCUGUUCCAGUCGGAGGCGACCUUGUUACUGUGGCAAUGCCAUUACCAGUUCGCAUCGCAGGGUUUCUCGAUGACGCGCGAUGGCCGGCUUCGUACCUCUCUCCAGUGUGUCGUGGUGAAGGGUAGCAUCCCCGGGGUGCGACCCAAGCUCGAGGGCUGCAUCAACGGGCCCAAGGACACGUGGACACACUCUCAGAGUGGCUUCAUCAGGCAUGAGAGCACGGGCUUGUGUCUAGAUAUAGACGAGUAUGGUGUCAUUAUGCAGGCAUGCGACCCAACGUCCGGCACCCAGCUUUGGCAGUUUAAUACUUACGUCCCCUACACACGCCGAUAAUAUACAAAUGGAAUGGUCUACGAUACUGUACUAGUGCUUCGAUAAUGUUUAUGUCGAUCUAUUACAUGCCGACACUUUUUCAAUAUCUUGAGAAUUUAUACUGUCCGAUACAACUAUAUAUAUUUUAUAUUGACUGUUUUUUUACCAAUGUUCAAAGAAAUACAUGCGGACAUCUUGUGCGGAUCCAUAUCCUCAUUGAUGGGCAUA